Molecule: messenger RNA, 6664 nt
Organism: Eriocheir sinensis (Chinese mitten crab)
Lineage: Eukaryota; Metazoa; Arthropoda; Malacostraca; Decapoda; Varunidae
Gene: mri
Product: BTB/POZ domain-containing protein 10-like
Exons: 12
Coding region: 166-1650 (494 amino acids)
Biological process (GO): positive regulation of phosphorylation
Cellular component (GO): cytoplasm
Molecular function (GO): protein binding
Source: RefSeq, a predicted model, not a curated record
AGCCUCACACUCAAGUCCAGUAACAUCAAGAUCAAGUUUAAGACCGUGUGGUGGUGGUGGUGUGUCUUUCUCUCUGUGACCUUUGUGCUCGGAUUUAUUUAUUUAUUUAUUUAUUUAUCCUGCUGCUGGUUCCUCCCACACCAAGGUGUGGUGGCGGGCGAUGGCAUGAUGGCGUCGGGCAAGGAGCGGCGAGGCGCUUACGAACACGACUCUUCCAGCGACACCGACAACCCGGACUCGGACGGCAGGAGACCCAGGCCCUACAGGAACCGAUUUGGAUACCAGAGCUCCAGAUACAGCUCUUCCCCCAAGCCCAAGUCAUGCCUAGUGCAGCGCGGGGAGGCGGGAGGGGCCAUGGCCAUCGCUCACCACGCCCACCCAGGCUCCUCCCGCCCUCACCACCAUGAGUCUGCCAUCCCUAAAAUGACCCACCAACACAGAUCAGGGGUGCGGAACAGAGGCGUGGUCCAGCGUGGCUCCCUGGGGCACUCCUCCUCCCACGAAGACUCCUCCCCUCACGCCUCCCCCCACCCCUCCCCACACCCCUACAGCUCCUCCAGACCUACCAUACAGCAGGUGACCCAUCAGUGCACCCACACCAAGGAGCCAGGCCAGUCCUCCCUCCCCUCGAGUGACGACCGCAUCACACUGGUGGUUGAGGGAACGCGCUUCAUCGUGGACCCGGCCAUCUUCACCGCCCACCCCAACACCAUGCUCGGAAGAAUGUUUUCCUCUGGGCUAGAGUUCACGCACCCCAACGAAAGAGGGGAGUUUGAGGUGGCUGAGGGCUUCUCGUCGGCUGUGUUCCGCGCCGUGCUGGACUACUACAAGAGCGGGACGGUGCGCUGCCCUCCCUCUGUCAGCGUCCAGGAGCUGCGCGAGGCCUGCGACUACCUCCUCAUCCCCUUCGACGCCAACACCAUCAAGUGCCAGAACCUACGUGGACUCCUACACGAACUAAGCAACGAGGGGGCCCGGCAGCAGUUUGAGGUGUUCCUAGAGGAGCAUAUCUUGCCCCUGAUGGUCCUGGCAGCUCAGCGAGGAGACCGGGAGUGCCACAUCGUCAUCCUCUUGGACGAUGACACAGUGGAGUGGGACGAUGACUACCCACCUCAGAUGGGCGAGGAGUACAGCCAGACCGUUUGCUCAACAGCGAUGUACCGCUUCUUCAAGUACAUAGAGAACCGGGAUGUGGCCAAGCAGGUGCUAAAGGAGCGGGGACUCAAGAAGAUCCGGCUGGGCAUCGAAGGCUACCCGACCUACAAGGAAAAGAUCAAGAAAAGACCAGGCGGCCGGGCAGAGGUGAUCUACAACUACGUCCAGCGGCCCUUCAUCAGAAUGUCUUGGGAGAAGGAGGAAGCCAAAAGUAGACAUGUGGAUUUUCAGUGUGUCAAGAGCAAAUCCGUGACCGACCUCGCCGAAGCAACCGCUGACCCUGCUCUUGAUCGCGUGGUGACCCUCGAUCCACCACCCAUGGGUCAGGAGGCACCCCCGGAGGCCCCACUGCCGCUGGAGGGAGCCGUGGGGGGCGCAGACGGGGGGCACCAGGAGGAGGGGGCAGUGGGGGGGCACAAUAAUAAUCCCCCGAUGCCCCCCACUAGUGAAUCUUAUUCCGAGUGUACUACCAAGAGCAAAAAUGAACGACCAUGAAAACCCAAAUAAAUAACCUUGACGGCCUCGGCAGGUUGGCGGGCACGAGGAGGCAACAUGAGGGGCAGUGAUGGGGUCUGUCUUGAGUGCCGCCGCCGCCGCCGCCGCCACCACAGCCACUGCACCUCUUGGCCGCAAGCCUUGGCCGAGUCACGCAUUCCUCGGUGCUGCUGCCACCUCUCCCAGCCCUGAGAUCUCCCUACAGUCCAUUUGUCUUCCCUCUCCCGUAUACUACUACUCCCCGCCUUCGUCUCUCCCCUCCCCCUCGUCUCUAUCCUCCCGUCACUCCGCAUCUUCUCGCUCCCGCCUCUCCCCUCCUCCUCCUGCUUACUCCACAUCUCCAUCUUCCUCCCGCCGUGCCUCUCACCCACUGUCGCCUCAUCCUGGUCCUUCCCCUCCUUUUCACUCUCCGCCGCCUCCUCCCCUGUCCUCCCCUGCCUCAGACUCUGCCCCCCUCCUGGGCCCUGCUUCAAGCCCUCUGCUGUGCUCCAUCUGCCGCACACUGCUCACACAACUCACUGCACUCAAGGACAGAGUAUUUCAUCGCCCCUACGACCGUCUGUAACUCACACAUUGGCACUAACAAUGGAACCGGGCGUGUCUGUUUUUGUACCCCGUGCCCGCCCAUGCAAUGCAAACUUUGGGGUCCUGAUACUGACGUCUACCUCGGGAAUCACACUUGUUGGGGGGUUCCCGAGCUCCUGAUGCUGCCGUUCACACACGAGGCUCUGUUUCGAGGAAGUCCUGCCUGACUGAAAGCACGCCAAGUCCUACUCUGCCGCUGGACUGGCACGAGUGUCAGCCGUGGCCUCCCGGCACCUCUUUACUGGGAGACUCUGCUUCCUCCUUGCCACUUAUAGUCAAGUGAGAAGCCAUUGCCUUAUGAAGUGUUAUUUGCUGUUAUUAUUAUACAUGGUUUGGUGCUUCUUCUGAACUGUAUGAGUGACAAGUUUGCCAUUUUUGCAUUAAGGUUUGGCUGAGUGUGUCUCCACGUGACAUCCUGACCUUGCCUUGCUGCGUCUAUACAGGUAGACCUUAGCUAGUGAUAGGGAAUGGCCAAUUUUUAAGCAUAGCAGUACUAGGAACACUUUUACAUGAUAUCACAAAGAGAAAGACAGGGAGUGUAGGUAUUGUCCUUUUUUAUUUAGUGUUUCGACAAGCAUCUAUUUGAGUAAGUUUCUGUACAUAAUAUUAAUUCUUAGGGUAAUGUUAUUUCUCUACUGGUUUGUGUGUGUGUGUGUGUGUGUUUGUCAGCAUGCGUGUAAAAGAGAAAGAGUGAGUGUUAGUAUAUGUGUACAUUUGUGAGUGGGUGUUAUGUUAUGAUGGUUUUGUGUAUGUGUGUGUGUGUGUGUGUGUAAGAGAGAAAGAGUGAGUGUUGUGUGUGUGUGUGUGAGUGGGUGUAAUGUGAUGAUGGUUUACUAACCAUGUUAUUUCGGCUGUGGUCGUUUGCUGGUAUCUGUUAACACACGGUGAAUUCAUUAUCUAGGCUCACGAGGCAGCCUGUGGUGUGGUCACUAAGGCCUCCAACCACCAUCUUGUGUUUCUCUUUUGAUGAUGUCCAUAAAUAUGUGUGAAUGUGAGGUGGUCCCCGUGACAGUUGUCUUAUGCAUGAGAGUUUUACACACACACUGGUAAGGUUGUUUGAGUUGGGUAAGUUUGCCAUUUUGUCUGCACUCUUCCAGUCAGUACUCGCAUCAGCAGAGAAACUACUCAGGAAAGUGAACUGCAGUGCGAAAACAAACUUUGGUCAAAAUAAAUGUUGAUAAAAAAUGUGUAUAUUCUGAAAGCAGCUGAUGUUUCCACCUCGGCUUCAUUUUCCAGAGUUCUUAUUUAUUUUUGCUGAUAAGAAUACUGAUUGUGAAAGUGUGUACAGCUGUGGACAAAGCAAUUGAUCUACCUUUAUCUACAAUCUUUGUGGCCCUGAUGCCCUUUUCUGUGCGCUAGACCUCCUCCUCCUCUUCUGCCAGUCCAUCACCCAUUUCUUUUUCUCCCAAUCUCACCCUCCAUUCUCCUCCUUCAUGUGACUCUCUGCAUAGAAAGGCCCCACCAAGGCACAGGUCAUGAGCAGUGGAUCCAUUUUUUGUCCACAACUGAACUAAUGAAGGACUUACAGCUGCAUCGACAAAGAGACCAGCACUCGUUUUAUUGGUCCUUCUGCCGGGAGUGAAGUUGCUAACUCCGAACAGAAGAACCAGUCAGCCCAGUGUCGCCCUCUACACAGGAACAGCUCUGAAGUCCCCCAUUGGCAAACAUACUCUAAUUACUCUGUUGGUGAUUAGCAGUUCUUGGGCUGGUGAUAGCUCCCAGUGUAGAACUAACCAGUGUUACCAGUCCUGUCCGAGAGCUUGUUUUGGGUCAGCCAUGCGCCGUCACCUCACACUCAGAGGGACGGGAGGCUCCUGGCAGUCGGUUCCCCUCGAGUGUGUCGUGACGACCUGCUGCCAUCAUUUUUGAAACUGUCCAAAGCCUCUGCCAGUGAAGGGUGAGGCUGCCCUGGUGGUGGUGGUGGUGGCAGGGUGGCCAUGGAGGAGGCAAGCCGCUGCACUGACAGUCAUUCACUCAUGCACUAGAAUAAACAAAUUAGGGUCAGGAAGUUUUUCAGCAACUAUUAUUUAUUUGAUCAUAGUGGAUAACAUGAGCAUGCCUGCCUUGUAUAGGUCUACCAGCCUCUUGCAGACUCCUUAUGUUCAUAUAUUUUCCUUAAAGAUCAUACCACCAUGGCUCUUUUUUUUUUUUAGCAUUUCAAAGUGUGCUGCUCAUGCUCAAGGAAAGUCAAGCCACUAAAGAAGUUUGGCCCAGCCAGGCUCUGAUGCUUCCCUCUGAGAAAAGGUGCAUUUCACCCUCAAGGAAAGUAGCGUCCAUGGAAAAGUCAACCCAUCAACUUGGCCCUAAAAAGUUAUUAGAAAACUUUGAUGUCUGUUUGAGUGUACUGUACACAGUAAUGGAGCUUGACAACACAGAGAAAUACUUCCAAACAUGUUUUCUUGCAAACUUGCAGAAAAACAGCUGAAAAAGUAUUUAGCAAGGAACAUACAGGUGCAUGUGAUGGUGAUAUCUUCUGUCUCAAGACACAUUUUUUAUUUGCAGUAGAAAAAAUAUUUAUCAUUAUUUUUAUCCCUGGUAGAAUACAGUUAUUUUAUUUCUUAUUGGACUUUUUUUUGUAUAAUAUAACUUUCCAUUAAUUUAAUCUUAGAAACAGUUUUACUUUACAUAGAUUUUUUUUCCAUUGUUAUUGUCUACUAUUAUUAUAUUCCUUGCCUUAUUACAUUGUAGUGGAGAUUGAAAUGUGGGAAAGAUUUCGUCCAGGGAUGACACGAUGGAUAUGACCACUUGGGCGAGGGCAUCACACAGGGCUGCCUGGGCUCCUGAGCUGGUGAGGACCUUACCUGGGUUGUGAGAGGUGGGUUGGUGCACCCUCACCAACCACACCUCACUGUCUUUAGCCUCACCAACUCUCACUACUUAACCCCUUGACUGCGGAUUUCCUACAAGAAUACAUCACCAAGCUACAGAAAUGGAACAAAAACUGGCUGCUACAAUUCAGUGAAGAAAAAUGUAAAGUCAUGCACUUUGGGAGAGGAUAUCCAGCAUACCAAUACCACAUGGGAAACACUCCACUAUCCACCACAGAGGUAGAGAAAGACCUGGGAGUAUAUGUUACCAGGCUACCAGUGAAGGGAUAUCCAGCACACCAAUACCACAUGGGAAACACUCCACUAUCCACCACAGAGGUAGAGAAAGACCUGGGAGUAUAUGUUAUCAGGCUAUCAGUGAAAGCCAAAUUCGUGCCAAUUGCAGCAGACAGGUUGAAUCAUGAAGUUAAUAAAGCCUACAGACAACAUUUGCACAUGGAACAUAACAGUUUCGCACAUACACUAUACACGCACAGUUAACCACAGCAACAUAAGGCUUGUAUAUCACUAGAGUGCAGUUGGGUCUUCGCCAGUUGUUAAAAGAGAAAUCAUCACCAACAUAGUCUGAUACUUCUCUUACUUCUUUUUAUUACUGCUUAGGGCUUCUGAUUAUUAUUCUUCUGAGUUUAAAUGCCUCACUACUACACUUGUUUCCUUUGCAAAUAUCCUUAAAACUCUUGUUAUGCCACUAUACACACUUUCACAUGCUCAGCUGCACCCUGUUGAGUGUACAUUCAUAUUACAGAAUUUUUAGCAGUUGUCUACAUUCAGCUUUCACCCAACAGCGAUGCCAGAUGCAGAACUUGGCCCCACAUCAAUUUUCUCUCGUGUUAGUCUUCAUAUUUAUAUUUUCAAGGCCCCAGCCACUUUUGCUUUGUCCCCACUUGGUUACUCUGCACUUCCCACCACUUGCAGAACUUAGCCUCAUAUCAAUAUUCUUUUAGUCAUGUAAAUCUUCAUAUUCAUAUUUUUCGGAAGGCGCUAAAGUGUCAAGGUACCAGUCAGUUCCAUUUUGUCCCCACUCAGUCACUCUGCACUUCUCACCAUAUUCAGAACUUGGCUUCAUAUCAAUAUUCUUUCUGUCAUGUUAAUCUUCAUAUCUGUAUUAUUGGAGGGCAUCAGUGUCAAGGUCCCAGUCAUCUCUGUUAAGUCUCCACUCGAUCACUGCACCUCCCACCAAAUCCAUAACUUGGCCUCAUAUCAAUUUUCUUUUUGUCAUGUUAAUCUCCAUAUUCAUAUUUUUGGAGGGCCCUAGAGUGUCAAGGCCCCAGUCAUCUCUGUUGUGUCUCCACUCGGUCACUCCGCACCUCCGCCAGCUCCCCUGCCGUCCCACACCACCACCCUGGCCACACUCCGAAGCCUCGUCUCAUUUUGCAGUCCGGUGUAAAAUUUUCCGAUGGUAAUAAAACUUGUUGAGCGAGGUGAUUUUUUUGUAUAUGGAAGGAGCGGCGCACACAAGCCUCCUUCGUGUUGUAUAACGUGUCGGGCCUAUUCUUAUACUUUGCUUUCUGGGAGGGUGGCGACCAUGGGCAUUUUUUAUUGUCCUUGCCCAUGACCAGCCUCCUUGUAUAUAUAAACAAUAAUAAAAGAAUAAAAUUGAA